Molecule: messenger RNA, 960 nt
Organism: Pseudocercospora fijiensis CIRAD86
Lineage: Eukaryota; Fungi; Ascomycota; Dothideomycetes; Mycosphaerellales; Mycosphaerellaceae
Exons: 5
Coding region: 1-960 (319 amino acids)
Source: RefSeq, a predicted model, not a curated record
AUGGUCGUCCUUACAAGAGCCAUCGUGAGCGACAGCAAUCCUGUCAAGCAGAAGUUUCAGCUCCCUGGCGAGAUAAGCUCGCUAGUAGUGGCACUACUCUCAUUGCCGAUCAUAGCAGUCUUCUUCUUCGACCGACUGCGAAGUUCAAAGAAACGAGGCACGACGAUUGCCUCGGUGACUUUGCUUCUCACUUACAUCACUUCGUUCCUGUUCAUAUUUAUCUUGACUGUCGUCAUACACAUUCGAGCAGAUAACAGUCUUGGACUCUGCGAUGCAACCAUCAUCACUUGUCUGACGUUAUAUGUCCUGUGCAAGUCAGCAGGCUUCCUCUUCCUGAUCGAGCGUGCAUACAUCAUUUCUUGGCCGACGAGUCCUCGGUGUAAGACACCAGAAUAUGUCUUGAGCUCGGUUUCCAUUAUCGUCCCUUACGCCGUCGUGGCCGGCAUUGCCAUGAAGAACCGGCUGGCCUACAGAACAGAAGGGCAAGUGUGCAUCAUUGGACUGAAAAUGUUCGCGCUCUUGGCCUUGACAUUGGUAGAAGUCUUGGCAUAUUUAUAUCUCACUUUGCGGUUCCUCGUGCCGCUGCUGAUGUUACAUUUCGGUUCUGAGGGAUUGCUUCUGCCUCUGAAGAGACUUGUCACGCGGACAUGCAUUGGCACGGCUAUAGCCAUGGUGUCAGUGCUGACGGUGAAGGUGUCGCUGACGAUGUUCGAUGGAGAACCGGCAUGGUUGUGUUGCCUGACGUGCAAGGUUGACGCCCUGAUCGGCUGCAGUGUGCUCCACUGGAUCACCAAACCCGAUCGUACAGAAGAGGGCGAGCAUGGCACACCGCAAGCGCUGGGCAUUGCAUUUGGCAACGAGUCUGGUACUACAGCGCGCCAGCAGGCGUAUGGCUCGCAUAGCCCGGGGUCGACUCCUCCCAAGCCGAAGAGCCCGUGUACUACUGAGGCCAUCGCCUGA